GUGAUAUUACAGCUCUGUUUCUCUGUCUUCAACCAACAACCCGAAUUUUGUUGUGAUACGCGAACCAGUGCCCGAAUUCAACCACCGAAAUUUGAAUAACUUGGACCUAGCCACCCAUCGAUAUCGAUAUCAGAUAGCCCCAAGAGGCGCGAAAGACAAGAUGGCGUCGGCUCGUGGACUCACCGCUGUUGGAGUCCCUCCAUUUCCAUCAUGGAUCCUUUACAUUCGGAUCGCCAUCGUCGUGCUGUCACUUGUUCUUCUGGGGGUUGCGGCGUGGGCUGUCUCGAUGUUUGCCGGAGGAGGGUCUGCGGCUUAUGGAUAUACGGGCGCUAGUGGGAUGAUGAUCUUUGUGACUAUUUGGAGUCUUGUUGUUUACGGCGGCUCCCUCGGGUUCCAGUUUGGAGCGCCACACCUCUUCUAUCGCAUCAUCGGUCUUAUUCUUUACAGUCUCGCAGUGAUCUUCUGGCUUGUGGGCUGGGCGUAUGCGGCUAGCGAGGCAGCUGUCGCGCUCGACUGGUCUGGCGGUUACUAUGGUGCAGUUCAUGACUAUGGCUCGGCUAUGGCUGUGUGCGCUGGUCUAGGUGCCGUUGCCUGGGUCCUGUCAAUCAUCGAUCUUGUCUUCUUCAUCCUCGCUUGCGUUCGCGAAGCUACGACGCCAAAGCUCAGCCAGGCCGAACUUGGACAAGUACAGCCAACCGCCUCCGUUGCGCCCGCCACUGCUAAUGAGCUUCCUCCGCAACCGGCAUAUUCGCAGCAGCCCUAUGCGACACCAUAGAUGGACGAUUUUGGACACUUGUAUAGAAUACUAGCUUAUGGGACUUAAGACUUGUCACCGGGUACUACGUUGUUCUCACAGGGGAUGGCUUGAUGGCUAUUCGCUCGCUGUGGCAACUGGGGCGUUGAAUUGGGGUGCCUUGGAAGAAAGCGGUUCGAUCGGAGUUUGGUGAAAGAGGAAUCACCAAGAAGGUUCCCUCUUUCUAUUGUCAGUUUCU
Neurospora hispaniola is the source of this 992-nucleotide messenger RNA. RefSeq lists its product as uncharacterized. The coding region runs from base 161 to 775 and encodes 204 amino acids. The transcript is spliced from 3 exons. The record is from RefSeq and is a predicted model, not a curated record. NCBI's taxonomy places the organism in Eukaryota, Fungi, Ascomycota, Sordariomycetes, Sordariales, Sordariaceae.